This is a messenger RNA of Aspergillus tanneri, 1416 nucleotides long. Its product is annotated as putative mitochondrial carrier protein. The transcript is spliced from 2 exons. Bases 1 to 1416 code for a protein of 471 amino acids. NCBI's taxonomy places the organism in Eukaryota, Fungi, Ascomycota, Eurotiomycetes, Eurotiales, Aspergillaceae. The record is from RefSeq and is a predicted model, not a curated record.
AUGCCUGAUCACGAGAUUUCUUAUAAUCCUGAGCUGGACACGUACCAGCUCUAUAAUCGAUACGAAGAAUCUCCGCCUAAAGAGGACUGGAAAACAGCUGCCUUGCGUGGUCCCGCUCUGCCUACAGUGGGCAACGCAGUAGCAGGUGCUGUCGGGGCUGCGAUAUCGAACCUUGCUACGUACCCUCUGACCCUCAUCAUUGCACGAUUACAGACACAGUCUCGGAAGGGAGAUGGAAAAGACAAGAUAAAUUCAGAGGAAGCAGAAGAUGAGGAGGAAUACACGGAUUUCCUAGAUGCCGCUCGUAAGAUCUACGCCCAGGAAGGACCUGGAAGUUUCUACACCGGAUUGGCACAAGACACAGCCAAGACAGUCGCGGACUCGUUCCUCUUCUUCCUGGCUUAUGGGUUCUUUCGACAACGAAGGAUCAAUGCGCGAUUCGACCCAGGACGAAGAACAAAACACACAGUUUUGCCUAUUCUAGACGAAUUGGCAGUUGGUGUUUUGGCAGGCGCGUUCGCCAAGCUGUUCACCACCCCGCUGGCGAAUAUUGUGGCUAGAAAACAAACCUCUAAAUCUUCCGUGCGUGCGAGGGAUAUCGCUGCGCAAAUUAAGUCGGAAAAGGGCCUUCGAGGGUUUUGGUCUGGGUAUUCUGCUUCAUUGAUCUUGACUCUUAACCCCUCGAUUACGUUUUUCUUGAAUGAGUUACUCAAGUACGGGAUUCUUCCGCGGGAAAAGCGUGGACGUCCCUCGCCCUGGGUUACAUUUCUCUUGGCUGCUGUUAGCAAGUCGGCUGCUUCGUCGGUGACGUAUCCUUUUUCUAUGGCCAAGACACGCGCACAAGUUGACAGGUCCAUUACUUCCACAUCUGAUAAGAGUGCAAAUAAUGGCGAAAAAGAUGACUUAGAGGAAUCGAUUUCCCUGACUCCCGAAAUUAUCACAAAUGUUGUCGCGAUUGCCCGAACUGACGGGAUCUCCACCCUCUAUAAAGGACUAUACGGGGAGAUCCUAAAGGGGUUCUUCUCACAUGGCUUUACAAUGUUGGCUAAAGACGCAGUUUAUUCCGUAAUCGUCCAGAGCUACUAUGUGCUGCUCAUUGCGCUGAGGAGAUACCCCACGCCCGAGGAGCUGAUCGAACGUGCUCGUCAACAAGCGGAGGAGUGGGCCGAUGCCGCGCGUGAAGGUGCCAGGGAUCUAGCUGCAAAGGCCGGUCAUAAUGCACAGGAUAUUCUUGAUGGACACGCAAGUGGGGCGGCAGUGGGAAUGACAUCUACGAAUAGUCCUAAUACGGUGGAUAUUCUGACUGACUCUAACGAGACGGCAGAAUUGGUGAGGGAUUAUGUUGAAGAUGAGGCAGCUGAAUGGAGGAGUUUGUAUCGUUGGUUUUGGGAGAAGGAGAAAUAUGGGAAAGAGUGA